AUGGUACUGGCCGAUCUGGGCCGCAAGAUCACAUCAGCACUGAGGUCGCUCAGCAAUGCCACCAUCAUCAAUGAAGAGGUCCUCAACUCCAUGCUGAAGGAGGUGUGCGCUGCCCUCCUGGAGGCUGACGUGAACAUCAAGCUCGUGAAGCAGCUGCGAGAAAAUGUCAAGGCCGCCAUUGACCUGGAGGAAAUGGCGUCCGGUCUGAACAAGAGGAGGAUGAUCCAGCACGCUGUCUUCAAGGAGCUGGUCAAGCUGGUGGACCCAGGUGUGAAGGCAUGGACACCGGUCAAAGGGAAGAAUAACGUCAUCAUGUUUGUCGGCCUGCAGGGCAGCGGCAAGACCACCACUUGCUCCAAGUUAGCGUAUUACUACCAAAGAAAAGGCUGGAAGACGUGCCUCAUCUGUGCCGACACCUUCAGAGCAGGUGCUUUCGAUCAGCUCAAACAAAACGCCACCAAAGCCAGAAUACCCUUUUAUGGCAGUUACACAGAAAUGGACCCGGUGGUGAUUGCGGCGGAGGGCGUGGAGAAGUUCAAAGGCGAGAACUUUGAGAUCAUCAUCGUGGAUACGAGCGGACGCCACAAACAGGAAGACUCGCUGUUUGAGGAGAUGCUGCAAGUCUCCAACGCUGUGCAACCUGACAACAUCGUCUACGUGAUGGACGCAUCCAUCGGCCAGGCCUGUGAGUCUCAGGCCAAAGCCUUCAAGGACAAAGUGGACGUGGCGUCAGUCAUCGUCACCAAGCUGGACGGACACGCCAAAGGAGGCGGAGCUCUGAGCGCUGUGGCGGCCACCCGGAGUCCGAUUAUCUUCAUCGGCACGGGCGAGCACAUCGACGACUUUGAACCCUUCAAGACCCAGCCGUUUGUCAGCAAACUGCUCGGCAUGGGCGACAUUGAAGGGCUGAUUGACAGAGUCAACGAGCUGAAGUUGGAUGACAAUGAGGAGCUGAUUGAUAAACUCAAACACGGCCAGUUCACCCUCAGAGACAUGUACGAACAGUUCCAGAACAUCAUGAAGAUGGGACCCUUCGGACAGAUCAUGGGUAUGAUUCCUGGCUUCGGAACAGACUUUAUGAGUAAAGGGAAUGAGCAGGAAUCCAUGGCCAGACUGAAGAAACUCAUGACCAUCAUGGAUAGCAUGAACGACCAAGAGCUGGACAGUAAGGACGGUGCCAAGCUGUUCAGCAAGCAGGCAAACCGUAUCCAGCGUGUGGCUCGGGGAGCGGGCGUGGCCACUCGUGAUGUCCAAGAACUUCUAACCCAGUACACCAAGUUUGCUCAGAUGGUCAAAAAGAUGGGCGGCAUCAAAGGCCUCUUUAAAGGCGGAGACAUGUCCAAGAACGUCAAUCCUUCUCAGAUGGCCAAACUCAACCAGCAAAUGGCCAAGAUGAUGGACCCUCGUGUGCUUCACCACAUGGGUGGUAUGCAAGGCCUGCAGUCGAUGAUGCGUCAGUUCCAGCAGGGCGCGGCGGGAAACAUGAAAGGCAUGAUGGGAUUCAACAACAUGUGA
Molecule: messenger RNA, 1515 nt
Organism: Nerophis lumbriciformis (worm pipefish)
Lineage: Eukaryota; Metazoa; Chordata; Actinopteri; Syngnathiformes; Syngnathidae
Source: RefSeq, a predicted model, not a curated record